UGUACAUGUUUGGCAUGACUCUGGAUAAGGCUGGCAAUGUUGUAACUUCUUAGGCUACAAUUUUGUACAUUUCAGAUUUGGUUUUGCUGAUUUUAUACACAGCUAGUAAUCAUGACAACCAAUGAGAGACUCCCUGAGGUUGGGCAAGAGGAAUUGUACAAUUUACUAAAAACAACUAAAAUACAAUUGUUUGAUGUCCGAACACCUGAAGAAAUAACUGAACAGGGCAAGAUUGCAGAGGCUGUUACUCUGCCAUUGUUACAAGUGAAAGGAGCAUUUGAGGGAACGGAGGAAAAGUUCAAAGAGACAUAUGGCGUAGACCGGCCUAAUCCCGAAGAUAAAAACUUCAUUUUCACAUGCAGGAGCGGAAGGAGAAGCUUCUAUGCUAUGGCAGUUGUACAUGAGCUAGGGUGGAAAUGGGCAAAGAACCAUGAGGGAGGGUGGCUAGUGUGGCCUUACAAGGAAGAGACAUCACAGAAAAUGUGAAAUGCUACCACAAACAUUCAAUAACUGUUGGAGCCCAAGAAUAAGCCAAGAACUUUGUUCACUCGAGAGAGGUGUUUACUAAGACAAGUUUUACUGCAUUCAGUUAUUUGUGCAUAUACUAUAAAGUUGUGUUCCUUGAUGUCGGAAUCAGUGUCAUUUUGACUAUAUGAUAAAGUUUAAUCCUGGAUAACUAAACAUGUGUAACCUCCCCCCCACGACAUUGACAACCACUUAGCUGAGAAGAUACAAAGUGGGGAAGCUGAAAGACUUUAUUAACAAACAUUUGUAAAAAAGUAUAAAAAUAGAAAUAUACAAUAAAUAAAAUAUUUUGACCAAGUGUUUCUUUGUGCAAGUAAACAAUCUAGGAUUUUCAAUGUUACUUUUGAUUUUAGUUG
This is a messenger RNA of Owenia fusiformis, 881 nucleotides long. Lineage: Eukaryota; Metazoa; Annelida; Polychaeta; Sabellida; Oweniidae. The record is from the annotation of a GenBank genome assembly.